Messenger RNA from Adineta steineri, 1443 nucleotides. NCBI's taxonomy places the organism in Eukaryota, Metazoa, Rotifera, Eurotatoria, Adinetida, Adinetidae. The record is from the annotation of a GenBank genome assembly.
AUGGUCGCUAUAUUUGCUGAUCCAUCAUUAGAUGCUAACUAUUGGCCUCGGUUUCUUAUGCAACUUUUCAUUAUUCUUGUACUAGUUCGCAUUAUGGGGGCAUUACUUUCAUUGAUAAAACAACCAUCGGUCAUUGGUGAAAUCAUUGCUGGAGUAAUCAUUGGUCCAUCAGUAUUAGGAAAUAUUAAUUGGUGGACAAACCAUAUAUUUCCAACAUCAUCAUGGAAUUAUUUUACAUUAGUGGGUAAUGUUGGUCUUAUCCUAUUCAUGUUCAAUUUAGGCUUAGAAUUGGAACAAGAAAAAAUUAGAAAACAAUGGAAACGUUCUCUUCCAAUAGCCAUUUCUACUAUUAUUAUACCAUAUGCAAGUGGUAUUGGAUUAUCCUAUUAUUUGUAUGAUAUUAACAAUCGAGAUGGAUUUAAAGCACCAGAUCGAGUUGCAUUUAUUCUAUUCAUCGCAUCGAGUGUGUCAUUCACUGCCUUUCCAGUACUUGCAUCAAUUCUUACAUCAACAAAAUUAUUAUCAGCAAAAAUUGGCUCAGUAACAAUUAGUUGUGCAGCAAUAGACGAUAUUAUGGCUUGGUGUUCAUUAGCUAUUGCUGGUGCUUUUGCUAAAGGAUCAGGUAUUGUUGGUUUAUGGGUCGUAUUGAUAUCUAUUGGUUAUAUUAUUUUCAUGUUUACCAUUGUUAAAUACACAAUAAAAUUUAUACAUAGUUUUCUAGUAAAACGUGAUGACGAAAUGAAUCCUUUCUUUCUUAUUGGAGUAUUUCUUAUGUUGAUUGCAUCUGCUUUUUUCUGUGAAAUACUUGGUAUACAUUCAUUUUUUGGUGCAUUUAUUGCCGGUAUUAUAUGUCCGAAAUCUGGAAGAUUUAAUACUGAAUUAUUUCCUAAAUUAGAAUUAGUUACUGGUCAAUUAUUGCUUCCAUUAUUUUUUGCUUCAAGUGGUAUGAGAACAAAUUUAGGAUCGUUAAAUGAUAGCUUUUAUGGUGGAAUAACUGUACUUAUUUUUGCUGUUGCUACAUUGGCAAAAUUUUUACCUGCAUUUAUUAUGACAAAAAUUAUGAUAAGAGACACAUGGAAAUUUUCAGCAGCUGUAGGUAUUUUGAUGAAUACACGUGGUUUAGUAGAACUUAUUGCAUUGAAUAUUGGUCUUCAACUUAAUAUUCUUUCACCUCGUCUUUUUACUAUGUUAAUUAUUAUGGCACUUGUCACAACAUUUAUGACUUGUCCAUUACUUUGGCUUGUCUAUCUUCGAACAUACAAACCUGACCCACCACUUCUUGGUAACACAAGUACGAGUAAAGUUAAUUUUCCUGCAAGAAGUUAUCUUCGAACACGUUUACCUUCUACACGUAUUCAUAACAUAUCCAGCAAUGCACCAGCUAUUACUGGAAGAUAUAAUCAACCAUUAAGACCAACUUUUUCAACUAUUAGCAAAUAUUAA